This is a messenger RNA of Carica papaya (papaya), 1207 nucleotides long. NCBI's taxonomy places the organism in Eukaryota, Viridiplantae, Streptophyta, Magnoliopsida, Brassicales, Caricaceae. The record is from RefSeq and is a predicted model, not a curated record.
GUCGAGUCCGAUAUCGUCUCGCUUGACGGACGGCAGCCGCUGGAGACGGAAGCUGAGAUUAAAGAAGAUGGAAAGCUACAUAUCACUGUUCGAAAAUCCAAUGCGUCGAGAUCAGAUAUCUUCUCCAGAAGGUCUCAAGGGUUAUCAACAACUCCGCGUCCCUCAAACUUAACCAAUGCGGAGAUUUACUCUCUGCAAUCGUCGAGGAACCCGACGCCGAGAGGUUCCAGCUUCAACCACACUGAUUUUUACUCGAUGAUGGCUGGUGGGCGCAACUCUAACUUCGGCGCCAACGAUGUUUAUGGACUAUCGGCGUCGCGAGGGCCGACGCCGAGGCCGUCUAAUUACGAGGAAGAUGGUGCAGCCGGUGGCAAGCCGAGGUUUCAUUACCACGGGUCCGGUGGUGCGGCUCAUUAUCCGGCGCCGAACCCGGGGAUGUUCUCGCCAACUGGGUCUAAAGGUGUUGGAGCUAACGCUAGUGCGAAGAAGCCUAAUGGACAGGCGCAGCAGAAGCAAGAAGAUGGAGGUAGGGAUCUUCACAUGUUUGUUUGGAGCUCUAGUGCUUCUCCAGUAUCCGAUGUGUUUGGCGGCCAUGAAUAUGCUGGAAACGACCAUAAGGAGGUUAGAUUAGCUGUGUCUCCUGGCAAAGUAGAAGGUCAUAGGGAGAAUCAUGAUCAAGAAUACAAUAUGGAGAGGGAUGACUUCAGCUUUGGGAACAGAGAGAGGGAAACGAACAACCAUGAAGGAGACAAAGUUGGGGAUGGGAAGCCUAAAGCCAUGCCACCAACAAGUGUAAUGACAAGGCUUAUACUCAUCAUGGUUUGGAGAAAACUUAUCAGAAAUCCAAACACUUACUCAAGCUUAAUAGGCCUGACUUGGUCAUUAGUUUCAUUCAGGUGGCAUGUUCAAAUGCCUGCCAUUAUAGCACAGUCCAUUUCCAUACUGUCAGAUGCAGGUCUUGGCAUGGCCAUGUUCAGUCUUGGUCAGUUGAUACAAUCAUUUUUCCCCCUUCCUUCUUACUCAUAAAGCUUAGAAAUGCUCUAUUACAAAAUACCCUUUUUCUUUUCUUUUCUUUUCUUUUCUUUUUUCUCUUUAUCACUAAUUAUAAAUGAUAAAUUCCCAGCUCGCUGAAUCUCUUCUCUCACCUUUUCAUUAUUAAAAAAUGCCUGUUAACAGACAAAAGCUAAGUAAAGAAGCUAAGCAAAGU